UCUUGUGCAGAUGUGGACCAAAAAUGUAACCAUGUUUUGAACUCACUAGUUUAUGCCAAAGACUGAACAAAGCGUGUUGAGCAGAAACAAGCCAGUUCAAAAAAUGUUUACAUUUUAGUCCUCAAAUGUACAAGAUGGUCACACAUUCCCCUUAAAUGCCGACUUCGCUCUCCUGAUCAGAGGGCUGUGAUUACAAGCGCUUGCACAAAGUUUUACACGAGUGCUGUCCUGUUGCAUUGACCUCAAUUAGCAGCAAGGAAAACGUAUCAGCUAUGUUGAGAACUCGUGUGUUAAGGAAGCGGUUACCUGAAAUUUUCGUCUGCUACUUGUUAGAGAAUAAAACACGUACAAAAUGAGAAAGGAUCCGAUUUCGCUCAUAGCACUUAUUACAUUUCUUUUGGUUAGAGGAACACGUACUUUAAAUAUCACAGACGUCAAAACCCCAUCAGGGUGGGUGAGGGGCUAUGAAGAAAACUACGAAAGUGGACAAGUAUACAGAUUCAUCAAAAUUCCAUACGCUGAGCCUCCAAUAGGAGAAUUACGCUUUCAAAAAACAAGACCAAUCAGAGAAUGGAUAGACAUGAAAGGAAUAAGAGAUAUAAAUGGUCCUCAGUGUCCUCAGGUAAUAAGUCCAACUCCGGGAUUUGAUACAUUACAAAACGACGAAGAUUGUCUGUAUCUCAAUGUCUAUGUGCCUGGAAAAAUUUCAAAGGACAAUCAAUUAUCAGUAAUGGUUUGGAUUCAUGGCGGUGGAUUUGUCUUUGGUGGAGCAAGUCAGUACAAACCUCAGAAAAUUGUUUUGGGAGGUAAUGUCAUUGUUGUAACCAUUAACUAUAGAUUAGGACUUUUCGGAUUUUUGAACUUACAUGACCCUUUGGCGCCCGGAAAUUAUGGUCUCUGGGAUCAAGUUGAAGCACUUCGCUGGAUUCAGAAAAAUAUUGCAGCUUUUGGGGGAAAUCCUAAAUCGAUAACAAUAUUUGGACAGUCGGCAGGUGGAAUGAGUGUAAGUCUUCUAGCGCUGAUUCACUCUAAUGAUGGACUCUUUCAAAGAGCUAUUUCCCAAAGUGGAGCGGUUUCUUUCUUUGCAAUAGCAGGGAAAAUAGCUGAGGAAAAAACAAAUGAAGUAUUGUUGAAGAAUACGAAUUGUAAACGAGAAAGAGUAUCAGAAACGUUGUCCUGUCUUCAAAACCUACCAGCAGAAAAUAUAACAGAAGCAGUUACUUUAACAGAGUUUGUAAACCCGGAUAAUAUUACAGCCGAGAUAGGAAGCAUGACUCCAACUGUCGAUGGCUAUUUGAUUAAGACAGAUUUGGCAUACCCUGAGAAUUGGGACGGUAGAAUCUAUCAAUUCUUUAGGAGCAUUGAUUUUAUGUCUGGUACAACGGAUGGUGAAGGAAACGUAGGGUUUUUUAAUAUACCUCAAAAUGUGUUAACAAAAUUAAAUGUCAGCGCAACCGAGGCUGUCCCUAAAAGCGUUUUAUGUCAAGUUUUGGCUCCCAUGUUCGUUCAAACAGGUGCUGGUAACAUUCCCUCUCUGACGCAAGAAAUAUGUGACUAUUACACAGCUGAAGACGUUGAUGAACAGAGUAACAAAGUGUUCGAGUUUUAUGGUGACUCGUGGUUUAUUGCUCCGAGCAACAUCAUGUUAUCCAUUCACGCAAACAACAAGGAAAAUACCAAGACCUUCCAGUAUCUUUUUACCCAACCCUCUCCAUUUCCUCUCCUUCCAAGAGAACUUCUUCCGUCUUGGUUAAAGGGGGCAGGACACGGAGAUGAAUUACAUCUAUUGUUUAUCAUUUCACGGGAUCACAUUCCAGAGGAGAAAUUGAAAACAAUAGAUCUUGCUGCUGUGGACAGGUUGUCAAUGGAUUUUAUUCAGUAUUGGACUAAUUUUGCCAAGUUUGGAGAUCCAAACUCCAACGGACUUCCUGAGUGGCCUUCGUACGAUAAUUCAGAAGAACAGUAUGUUAUCAUUGGCGCCAACAUUACGAAAGGAAGGCAUCUAAAAUCUGGAGCAACGAAAAUAUUGAAUAAGAUAUUGAAUGCAGGAAGCAAACAACUUUCACAUUCUCAAAAGUUAUCUCCGUUUAUCCAUAUAAGUGUACUUUUUCUCCUUUUGUCUUUUGUUUUUCACCUGUAAACAUUUUGAUUAUAAAAACGCCUUUUUCUCUGCUGAAGAUAUAAAAGGAAACAUUAGAUUUUAAUCUGUCACGCAAUGCCCAACCGAUCCAACAAAUGUAUAUAUUUCGUAAAUAUUAGAUUCAAUAUCUUCAUUUAAUAUGAAUUAUAUUUUUUGUUUUGUAGAAGACAGAUAAAUAAUAAUAAUUUUAUAAUUAUCUAAUAGCCAACAUGAAGUUUAUUUUUAUCAAUAAGUAAUUAACAAUGUAAUAAAGCUAUGUUUUAACAUUGGUUGAAACGCCAAAUGUGAUUGAUAUUUCUGCCAAAGUGAAUAUGUACAUUAAUGUAUAUAUAGCAUGUAUUAUAGUAAAUAAAACAUUU
Magallana angulata is the source of this 2499-nucleotide messenger RNA. Its product is annotated as carboxylesterase 1C-like. The record is from RefSeq and is a predicted model, not a curated record. The transcript has 3 exons. Lineage: Eukaryota; Metazoa; Mollusca; Bivalvia; Ostreida; Ostreidae. The coding region runs from base 353 to 2140 and encodes 595 amino acids.